GAUGAACACCUUACGGAUGAUCGUCGCUUGGUGGCUGUCGACCCACCAAAGUGCUGGGUUCCUACGCCCAAGCCGGGCAAGGGGAAGGGUGGGCAGGUUCCCGAAGGUAAAGGCAAGGGUGUGGGUGGUGGUGGGGCUGAGCUUCCCGCUGAUGCCCGGCCCUUGAAUAUGAUGUGGUCAGAUGGCCCUGAUGAAGCCCCAAUGCUAGCUGUGGAGAUGGACUUUGGGGAUAUUCCGGAGCCUCCGAUUGAGGAGCCAGAUCUCACUGAGGGUGCGAUUUACAAACGUAUGUGGCGGAUGUUCCGCCCGAGAGCAGACGGAAGCUACCUGUUGCCCGACUCCGUUGUCCAAGAGUAUCAGAACAAAACGACAAGGCCAAAUAUCGUUCGUGCCUUUGAACGGUGUGGCUACGAUUCUGCAAAGUUUGUGCGGAAGGUCAAUAAGACCCUCGAGGAUAUUGAGGAGGUGGCAAUAGAAGAGGAUUGGGAGUUCCUGACAGAGGACGAGAUGAAGGAAGCCAAUUGGUCGGAGACAACCCUGUAUGACAACAAGACGAUGCACUGGGCCAACACGAAGGUGACCGGUGUGAAGAAGAAAACCAACCGCUCCAUCGUCCGCCGAAUCUUCGAGGAUGAAGAGGAGGGCACCAUCGAGGAUAAAGACCUCGUCAUGGACUGGGGGAAUAUCGACAUGCAAGGUGCCCAAAGCAGUCUUCCGGCUGGUGGAACAGUGCCUUCCCUGGAUGGGGUGGACAAGAAGACUCUGCAGUGCUUCCCCGACCUGGAGAAGGUUUCUACGCCUUCGUCGAUCGUGCCUAAAGCAGGGGCUGCCGUGCAAAAAUGCCUAGCUAAGCUUUCGGCCCGCGAGCCCGAGCUGUCAUCUUGUGUGGAGACUGAAUUAGUGAAGAAGAUGAAUGCCCGGAUUGCUUCGAUGUACGACAGCCUCUCGAAGGAAGAUGCUGACAUGAACGUGCUCUACGAGCAGGGCAUGAUUGAUGGGUACAAUGGCGA
Messenger RNA from Symbiodinium sp. CCMP2456, 1010 nucleotides. The record is from the annotation of a GenBank genome assembly. Lineage: Eukaryota; Dinophyceae; Suessiales; Symbiodiniaceae.